UGCGCGAGGAAAAAAAAAAAAAAACCAAACAUUCGUAGACCAAAACAAGGAACAGUGCUUCCGUUACUUGUAAGUGUACCGUCUGGUGUUCCUAAAACCUCAUCUCCCAGCAGAGGGUUUUAGAUGCCUCUUUCUCCGUCUGGUCGGAGGCUCGCCCCCCUUUCCAAGCUCCAUUGCCGACCAUAUAUCCUUUGCUAGCGUUGUCCAUUUCUCUUCAACUGUUGCUUAGGUGUUCUUCUGGGCAAUCUUCUCACCGCCAAGGAGACUAAAUCCUUUCUUGAAGUUUGUAAAUUGCUUCUGAUAUGCUCAAAAUAGGGAAUCGUGCUUGCUCUCUGCUGUUUAGGAAGCGCAAGGCAAUUACAACCUGUACAAUUCCAUUAGAUUUAGACCCUCCUCCUUCACUUUCCGAUGACACUGUCCUCAGCGACCAUAAUUCCCUUUGCCUCUCAUUGGUAGACCAGUUGAUUCUAAGGGGUCUGUUUCCGUCCGCUCAGAUCCUGACUCGACAAAUGAUCUCUAAAUCCCGUUCGUUGUCCGAAGCAGUUUCAGCUGUAGAUUUCGUCGCCAGUCGCGGAUUGCCCCUCGAUUUGAAUGGCUACGGUGCUCUCAUACAGAAGCUGGUGAGGUACGGUGAGCCCCGACUCGCCGAAGCCCUCUACCUUGAUAAUAUCAUUGCAACGGGUGUCGAUCCUAAUAUGUGUAUGUUGAAUUCUAUGGUGGUUUGCUUCUGUCGGUUGGGUAAAAUUGAGGAGGCGAGGGCCCAUUUUGAUAGGAUCAUUGCUUUGGACUCUGUUCCUACUGCGGCUGCCUGUAAUGCGAUUCUCAGGGAGUUUUGUGUUCAAGGGAUGGUUUUGGAGGCGUUUGACUACUUUAUGGGGAUCACCAGUUUGGGGAUUCGCAUGGGGCUUUGGUACUAUAACUCGUUGAUAGAUAGGCUAUGCUCUAAGGAGUACUUCGAUGAAGCAUUUGAAGUGUUUGAUAUAAUGCGUCAGAGGGGCUUCCGCGCUACCCUCAGACAGUACAAGUCUUUGUUUUAUGGUCUCUCUAAGAGAGGCCGGGUUAUUGAUGCUGAGUUACUAUCGGGAGAAAUGGAGUCCGAAGGGUUUUUUGUAGAUAGGAAGAUGCAUACAUAUCUGAUAUAUAAGUACGGCAAGGCUAGGAUGAUGAAGAUGGCGACUCGGGUUUUUCUGAAAAUGUUGAAAGUGGGAUGUGAGCCAGAUAUUUACACGUAUAACACAUUGAUUGACGGGUUUUGGAAGCGGGGCCUAUUUGAUAAAGGCUGGGCACUGUACAACCAAAUGGUGAACUUGAAGAUUGUUCCAAAUGCAGUGACUCAUCAUAUCAUGAUUUGCAACUACUGCAAGGAAGGGGAGGUGGAUUCUGCAUUAACUUUGCUUGAUAACAUGGUCAGUUCCAACUUAUCAUCAUGUGUCCAAUCUUACACAGUUUUGAUAUCUGCGCUAUAUAAGGCGAACAGGUUAUCAGAAGCAGGUGACUUGUGGAAAAAUAUGUUGGACAGUGGAAUUUUACCUGACCAUCUCCUAUUUCUCAUCCUAAUGAGGAUUUGCCCUAAGGGAAAGGAGAUUCAACUUGCCCUAGUGAUGUUGCAGGCCAUUGCUGUGAAUGGAUGCAAAUGUGACCCUCUUGAGCCUCUCGAGGAUUUGAGGCACAAUAUCAAGUCUUUGCUGGGGGAAAUUACAAGGAAGGACCUGAAGUUAGCUAGUAUUGCAUUUGGGAUCUGCAUAAGUGCCCUUUGUGAGUCCGGGGAGAUCGACACUGCUUUACUUUUCUGGGACAAGAUGAUCACUGUUGGUGCCCAGCCUCUUUUGUUCACAUAUAAUUCUCUGAUAAAGUGCUUGUGUCAAAAGGGUCUCUUUGAGGAUGCCGAGUCCUUGGUUUGCCUCAUGCAGAACAAGGGCAUUCUUCCCGAUUUACACACCUACUUGAUACUGAUAAGUGAGCUCUGCAAGCAAGGGAACUUGGAUUCAGCCUUCAGUGUCUUAGACCAAAUGAGUGAGAGGGGCCUGAAGCCUGAUGUCGCCAUUUAUGAUGCCUUGAUAGGAUGCUUAGGCAGAAAUAAAAGGGUCUUUGAGGCCGAAGACUUGUUCAAGAGUAUGCUCGAGGCUGGCCUGGACCCCGAUGAGAUUGUGUUCAUGACAAUGAUAAAUGCAUAUGUGAGGAGUGGGAGACUUCGUGAAGCAGGUGAACUGUUUGAUAAGAUGGUGGAAUAUUCUAUUCGCCCUAGUUCAUAUUCCUAUACAGCUCUGAUAAGUGGCUUGGUGAAGAAGAAUAUGACGGUGGAGGGAUGCCAUUACCUUGAUCAGAUGAUUGUAGAAGGCCUCGAGCCAAACAAAGUGCUCUACACCUCUUUCAUCGAUCACUUCUUGAGGGUAGGGGAAUUUGAAUUCGCCUUGAGGAUAGUCGAUUUGAUGGGCAGGAACCAGAUUGAGUCUGACCUCAUAACUUAUAUCGUUCUCUGUAGUGGGGUAUGUAAACACAUAACUGGCAUAAGGAAAAGGUGGAAAUUCGUAAAUAAGACAUCGGCAAGGGCAAGAGACAUGCUGUUUUAUUUGCUUCAGCACAGGAGUUCUGCUCCUGACCCGAGUUUCUUGAGAAUUCCUGGUAAUUGUCCCAAAGAAAUGAAGUCCUUUGCAUUGAAACUGUUGGAGAAAGUAAAAGAUAACGAGUUCAUGCCCAACCUGUACCUAUUUAAUGGCUUAAUCUCAGGAUUCUGUAGAGCGAAUAUGAUGGAGGAAGCGUACAAUCAUCUUGACUUGAUGCAAAGAGAGGGAAUAUCUCCCAAUCAGGUGACAUUCACUGUUCUAAUAGAUGGGCACAUUUGCAGAGGAGAAAUUGAUCAUGCAGUGAGCGUCUUCAACCAGAUGAAUGCUGAAGGUUGUUCUCCUGAUAGAAUCGCGUGCAAUACUCUGAUAAAGGGUCUUUGUAGAUCAAAGAGGUUAGUGGAUGCACUUUCUCUCUCUCUUGCACUACAGAAGAGGGGCUUCUUUCCGAGCAAAUCCUCCUAUGAGAUGCUGCUGAGGAAUCUGUGUGUGACUGAUAUGAACAUUGAGGCAUUCAGAGUGUUUGAAGAGAUGAUCUCUAUUAGGUGCAUCCCCAACCAUAAAACUCGGAGUUGGUUGCUUUAUAACUUGUGCAGAGAUGGAAUGAUGGGUGAGGCUCAGAUAGUAUAUGAUUUCUUGAUCAAGAAAGGAAAGUCUAUGAAUAAGGAAGUGGAGAGGUUCAUGGUUGAGUCGGGUUAUGGACGAGGAGGUGGAUAAAAAAAUUCUCACUUGGUCUUUAAUGAAGCCAAAAACGUGCUUGCUUGUUAAGGUGGAAAUUUUCUCUGAGAAGCUGCAAAAAUCUCGAGGCCGACCUUGACAAAGCACAUCCUUUUAUAAAGGUCUUUUAUGAAGGAAAUGACCGAGUCUUCAAUUGUGGACUCUGGUUUUUCAAAGAAUAGUUGUGUUUCCUGCAUGGACUAUCUGAGAUAAUUGAUGCAGGCUCAGUGCAUUGGGUACUGGCAGGUACAAACCCAAGUACGAAGUGGACUCUGCAGCUCCUCAAAGUUGAUGAAUAGGGGAUGUAACUAAGGCAGGGUAUGCCCUGUCACUACUGAUGUGAAUAGUCUUCUCCUGCUGCAUUCCUUUUCAUAGAAUGGACAAGGGAAAGGCUCAUAGUCCAAGAUCUAC
This is a messenger RNA of Punica granatum (pomegranate), 3689 nucleotides long. NCBI's taxonomy places the organism in Eukaryota, Viridiplantae, Streptophyta, Magnoliopsida, Myrtales, Lythraceae. The record is from RefSeq and is a predicted model, not a curated record.